AUGAGAGUGGGCAAGGGCUGUGAAAGGUGUCGUCAUCGCCAUAUCCGCUGUGUGAUUCCCACCGGAGCAUCAACUUGCACUCCAUGUUUGCGACUUGGUCAGGCGUGUCACCUUGAUCCUCGCUUCCAGUUCAAGCCUGUCCAUCAUGUUUACCAAAAGAAUAAUGGUGUACCUACCCGAUUUGAGUUGGAUUGGGAUAAAGAGCAAGUUUGGGUGGACGUGUCACAGCCUGUGACAUUCGUUCUGGAAACGAACGAUGAAUCAGCUGGAAACAGAGAUAGUGCUUUAGAACAAUAUAACAGUCCAGCACUAGAGUGGGCAUCUCAUGGUCGCAGUGGAGGGACUCGAGCUUCCCACUCGGAGGACAGAUAUCAACCGCAAGCUCGCAGCCCAUUUUACGUGAAUCGAUCCAGUCAGGACUCUACAACCUCUACAAACAGUCAACUCAGCCUGCUGUCUGACAAUGGACCUACACUGACACUAAGGGAGGCAUCACUAAUGCGCUACUUUAUCCAAAAACUAGCUCCCUGGGCUGAUGUUUGUGACAUCCAUUCACAUUUUAGCACCGAAGUCCCAAGACGGGCAUUGGAGAAUAACAUGGUACUACAAGCCAUUCUAGCUCUGUCUGCCCGACACGAUGCGAUCUUGGCCAACAGUCGUGACUGGGAGGCCUCGGCUUACCACGGACAAUGUUUGCGAUUAUUAAUUGCGGCAUUGGAUCAAGCCGAGACAAAUUGCGACGAGAACAUGCUCAUUACGGUUGUGAUCCUUCGUAUAUAUGAAGAGUUGGAAAAUAAGACCGACCAAAAGUUUCAUCUGCUUGGAUCCAAUCGUUUGGUGAAUCUUGUGACUCGCUCUGCCUCCUCUGGUGGAAUGGCAGAGGCAGUGAGCUGGCAGUUUUUGCGACAAGCUAUCUAUGCAUCGGUAGUACAGUAUCAGCCUUUACAACUUGACCUGCAGAAUUAUGAGCGCUCAUCAAUGUUUCACCGCCACGACGACGCUGCUUGUGCUAAUAGGAUUAUCUAUUAUUGCGCCCGCAUCUUACAACUAUGCUGCGAUGCGCCCGAGCAUGUUUUGGGGCAAGACACCUGGCGCCAAAUAUCGGACAGCGUGAACGAGUGGAAUCAAACCAAGUCCACAACCUGGCAACCCAUUCGGUACCAAGCAUCGAGUGUAGCUGCUGGUCGGCCUUUCCCUGAGAUAUGGAUGAUCUCCCCGCCUGCAGGUAUGUAUUUAGGUUCCAAUGACAACGCAACCUAA
Penicillium vulpinum is the source of this 1260-nucleotide messenger RNA. Its product is annotated as Zn(II)2Cys6 transcription factor. Gene Ontology annotation, biological process: positive regulation of transcription by RNA polymerase II. NCBI's taxonomy places the organism in Eukaryota, Fungi, Ascomycota, Eurotiomycetes, Eurotiales, Aspergillaceae. The coding region runs from base 1 to 1260 and encodes 419 amino acids. The transcript is spliced from 3 exons. The record is from RefSeq and is a predicted model, not a curated record. Gene Ontology annotation, molecular function: transcription cis-regulatory region binding; DNA-binding transcription factor activity, RNA polymerase II-specific; zinc ion binding. Gene Ontology annotation, cellular component: nucleus.